Ornithorhynchus anatinus (platypus) is the source of this 2092-nucleotide messenger RNA. RefSeq names its product translocase of outer mitochondrial membrane 70 (gene TOMM70). The transcript is spliced from 12 exons. The coding region runs from base 16 to 1791 and encodes 591 amino acids. Lineage: Eukaryota; Metazoa; Chordata; Mammalia; Monotremata; Ornithorhynchidae. Gene Ontology annotation, molecular function: protein binding. The record is from RefSeq and is a predicted model, not a curated record.
UGGGCGGCGGGCGGCAUGGCGGCGGCGAGGGCGGCGGAGCUGGGGCCGGGGCCGGGGUCGGGGCCGGCGGGCGGGCUGCCCCGCUGGCAGCUGGCCCUGGCCGUGGGCGCGCCGCUGCUGCUGGGCGCCGGCGCCGUCUACCUGUGGCGGCGGCGGCGGCGGCAGCGGCCCGGGCGGCGGCGGCCCGGCCGCGAGGCCUCCGCGCCGCGAGACCCACAGAGGAAGACCCCCGAGGGCCGGGACAGCCCCGCCCCCGACCGCCCCGACACCGACGCAGACGCGCACACGAGCCCUCUGGAUAGAGCUCAGGCAGCGAAGAACAAAGGCAACAAAUACUUCAAAGCAGGAAAGUAUGAGCAGGCCAUUCAAUGCUAUACAGAGGCUAUCAGUUUGUGCCCUAUUGAGAAAAAAGUCGACCUUUCUACAUUCUACCAAAACAGAGCUGCUGCCUUUGAACAGUUGCAAAAAUGGAAGGAGGUGGCUCAAGACUGCACUAAGGCCGUUGAACUUAAUCCCAGAUAUGUGAAAGCGCUCUUUAGACGCGCAAAAGCCCAUGAGAAACUAGACAAUAAGAAGGAAUGUUUAGAAGAUGUCACCGCAGUCUGCAUAUUAGAAGGUUUCCAGAAUCAGCAAAGUAUGUUGUUAGCUGAUAAAGUUCUUAAACUCCUCGGAAAAGAAAAAGCCAAAGAUAAAUACAAGAACCGGGAGCCUCUGAUGCCAUCUCCGCAGUUUAUCAAAUCGUACUUCAGCUCCUUCACCGAUGACAUUAUAUCCCAGCCUCUCCUCAAAGGGGAGAAGUCUGAUGAAGAUAAAGACAAAGAGGGAGAGGCUUUAGAAGUAAAAGAAAACUCUGGGUAUUUAAAGGCUAAGCAGUAUAUGGAAGAAGAAAAUUAUGACAAGAUCAUAAGUGAGUGCACAAAAGAAAUCGACAUGCACGGUAAAUACAUGGCAGAAGCAUUGCUUUUGCGAGCAACGUUCUAUCUGCUCAUCGGCAAUGCCAACGCUGCCAAGCCAGAUCUGGAUCACGUCAUCAGUUUGCAAGAUGCUAAUGUCAAGCUUCGUGCAAAUGCCCUGAUCAAGCGAGGCAGUAUGUAUAUGCAACAACAGCAGCCUCUGCUGUCCACUCAGGACUUCAAUAUGGCCGCUGACACCGACCCUCAGAAUGCAGAUGUUUACCACCACCGAGGACAGCUGAAAAUCCUCCUUGAUCAAGUGGAAGAAGCAGUGGCAGAUUUUGAUGAAUGUAUUCGGUUACGUCCUGAUUCUGCACUGGCACAAGCUCAGAAGUGUUUUGCCUUGUAUCGCCAGGCUUACACAGGGAACAAUUCUUCACAAGUCCAAGCAGCUAUGCAAGGCUUUGAGGAGGUCAUUAACAGAUUUCCAAGGUGUGCCGAAGGCUAUGCUUUGUUUGCCCAGGCAUUAACAGAUCAACAACAGUUUGGAAAGGCAGAUGAAAUGUAUGAUAAAUGUAUUGUCUUGGAACCCGACAACGCCACUACUUAUGUUCAUAAAGGUUUACUUCAACUUCAGUGGAAGCAAGACCUAGACAAAGGAUUGGAGCUUAUCAGCAAAGCCAUUGAAAUUGACAACAAAUGCGACUUUGCCUAUGAAACGAUGGGAACUAUUGAAGUGCAAAGGGGAAACAUGGAUAAGGCCAUUGACAUGUUCAACAAAGCGAUUAACCUGGCCAAGUCUGAAAUGGAGAUGGCCCACCUGUAUUCCCUUUGUGAUGCUGCUUAUGCCCAGACAGAAGUCGCUAAGAAAUAUGGAUUAAAACCACCGACGUUGUAAAAAAAAAAAAAAUUGGGGAAGAAAUAUGACCUUCUUAUAGUUUACCCCUUCGUCGACCGAGCCCUAAAGAUGCAUAUCGCAAACUCUGUUGAAUGGUGGAACUUGAGUUUUUCCGUUUGUGGUGUUGUCCUUUGUUACAUCUAUUCGGUGUUUAGGUGUUGUGGGAGUGACUGUCAGGAAGUUUGCGGAGUUGCAGUUUUCCCUCCCAUGUGGCAGGGUUCCCGUGGAGGUUAGCGAUUAAAUUUGCACAGGGAGCAAAGGUUCUCUUUUGGCCAUGCAAAUAAAACCAGAUUUCUCUUGG